Molecule: messenger RNA, 1582 nt
Organism: Pipistrellus kuhlii (Kuhl's pipistrelle)
Lineage: Eukaryota; Metazoa; Chordata; Mammalia; Chiroptera; Vespertilionidae
Gene: TANGO2
Product: transport and golgi organization 2 homolog
Exons: 9
Coding region: 106-1002 (298 amino acids)
Biological process (GO): Golgi organization; protein secretion
Cellular component (GO): Golgi apparatus
Source: RefSeq, a predicted model, not a curated record
UUUGGGCUCCGCACCCUCUUCUGUGAGGCAGACGUGAUGCGGUGGCAGCUGUAAGAGGUGCCUCCAGCUGGUAGUGCUUUGGCAGUGCUUUCUCACACUUGUCUGAUGGUCCUCUGGGCUAUCUUCUGGGACUGUGUAACUUCGUGUGAGCAAAGCCACCCUCAGGGACCCAUGUGCAUCAUCUUCUUUAAGUUUGAUCCUCGCCCUGUUUCCAAAAAUGCGUACAGGCUCAUCCUGGCCUCCAACAGGGAUGAGUUCUACCACAGACCAUCCAAGAUGGCGGACUUCUGGGGCAACAACAACGAGAUCCUCAGCGGGCUCGACAUGGUGGAAGGCAAGGAAGGAGGCACGUGGCUGGGCAUCAGCACUCGCGGGAAGCUGGCAGCACUCACCAACUACCUGCAGCCGCGGCAGGACCCAGAUGCCAGGGGCCGAGGUGAGCUGGUGACCCACUUCCUGACCACAGACAUGGACAGCUUUUCCUACUUGAAGAAGGUCUCCACAGAGGGUCACCUGUACAACGGCUUCAACCUCUUAGCCGCUGACCUGAGCACCGAGAAGGGAGAUGUCUUCUGCUACUACGGAAACCAGGGGGACCCCGAACCCAUCGUCCUGGCGCCAGGGACCUACGGGCUGAGCAACGCGCUACUGGACACGCCUUGGAGGAAGCUGUGCUUCGGGAAGCGGCUCUUCCUGGAGGCUGUGGAGCGGAGCCAGGCACUCCCUAAGGAUGCCCUCGUGGCCCAGCUUCUGGACGUGCUCAACAACGAGGAGGCGCAGUUGCCAGACCCGGCCAUCGAGGACCAGGGCAGGGAGUAUGUGCAGCCCAUUCUGAGCAAGUACGCGGCCGUGUGCGUGCGCUGCCCAGGCUACGGCACCAGAACCAACACGGUCAUCCUCGUGGACGCGGAUGGGCACGUGACCUUCACAGAGCGCAGCAUGCUAGACAAAGACCCUUCCCGCUGGGAGACCAGGACCCACGAGUUUAGGCUGCAGAGCUAAGACCGACCCCUGAGUGCAGCCAGUGGGCUCCUGUAAGGCCCUGCCUUGAGGACCGGAUGGGAACCUUCCACAACACAUGCACUGCCUGUGUGUGACUGUGUGGCCAGCAUCCCUCAGGACCAGGGCCCUCUGAUUUGUGUGUGAUCUGUCUGUGUCCCCGUAUCCAGCUCGAAAUCCAUCCUUACACCAGAGGGAGUGGCAAGAGUCCCACAGCCAGGUCAGGGGCAGAUCCAGGUGUGCCGUGCAUGCGUGAAUGCACCUGGCCCUGCCCCCUCCCCACGCAUAGAGACACCCACACAAGGCACAUGCUUACAUACAUGCCUACAGGUGUACAGGCACACGUGUACACCCAUGGGGCAUACACACACACACACACACAGGCACACACAAUCACAGGCACAGGCAAUAGAUGUGUGCACACAUACUGGAACACACACACACACACACACACACACACACUCACACACACACCACGCUCCCAGGCAUACACACACACACACGUACCUGUGCCAGACGACAGGCAGAGGUGUGCCUCUCUCACCCACACUCACUUCUGGCCAGUGGGUCUUGGGCUUUGAUC